AUGGGAAGAGGAGGGUUUCGUGUGUUGCAUAUGGUGAAGCCGUUUUUGCCGUAUCUGCCAGAAGUGCAGAGUGCCUUUGAGAAGAAGAAGAAGGUUCCAUUGAGAGAGAAGGUCAUCUAUACCCUGACCACUCUCUUCGUGUUUCUCGUUUGUAGUCAACUUCCUCUAUACGGUAUCCACUCUACCACCGCUGCGGAUCCGUUCUACUGGAUGCGUGCCAUUCUCGCAUCGAGCCGUGGCACCCUCAUGGAGCUCGGUAUCGGUCCCAUCAUCACAUCAGGGCUCAAGCUUCUCGGCAUCUUGAUCGCCUUAGGUCAAGCCGUGACAGACGUCCUCUCUGGUAUGUACGGUCCAGUUGCACAGCUCGGUGUGGGAAAUGCACUUCUCAUCAUUCUCCAGCUUGUCUUUGCCGGAAUCAUCCUUCAGUGUCUCGACGAGCUUCUCCAAAAGGGGUAUGGUCUUGGCUCCGCGAUCUCCCUUUUCAUAGCGACUAGCCUCUGCGAGAGCUUUAUAUGGAAAGCCUUUAGCCCCGUCACAUUCAACAAUAUCGGACGGUCUGGACCGGAGUUUGAAGUCUUGGUCUUCCUCAUCUUUGUCUACUUCCAAGGCUUCCACGUUGUAUUGCCUCUUAAAUCAAAGAACUCCCCACAAGGGCAAGGCAGCUACCCGAUCAAGCUCUUGUACACGUCCAAUAUGCCCAUCAUUCUCCAAUCCGCUCUCGUCUCAAAUAUCUACUUCAUCUCUCAGCUUCUCUUCAACAACUUCAAUGGGAAUUUCCUGGUGAACUUGCUGGGACAGUGGAGAGGAUCCACACCAGUAGGUGGUCUCGUUUACUUGAUCACAGCUCCAUCAAGCCUGGCUGCUUAUCCUUGCCACACACUCUUCUACAUCGUCUUCAUGCCCUCUUCUUGUGCGUUUCUAUCAAAGACAUGGAUUGAAGUCUCUGGGUCCUCCGCUAGAGACGUGGCAAAACAUCUCAAGAAACAAGGGAUGGGAAUGGCUGGGCACAGAGACUCCAAUCUGCACAAAGAGCUUAACCGCUACACCCAGCAGCAGCCGCCUUUGGAGGAAUGUGCAUUGGUGCACUCACUGUUCUUUCCGACCUCACCGGAGCUAUUGGCUCAGGGACUGGAAUCUUGCUUGCUGUCACAACCAUAUAUCAGUUUCUCGACACUUUUGACAAGGAACUAG
Eruca vesicaria subsp. sativa (arugula) is the source of this 1191-nucleotide messenger RNA. Lineage: Eukaryota; Viridiplantae; Streptophyta; Magnoliopsida; Brassicales; Brassicaceae. The record is from the annotation of a GenBank genome assembly.